UUUCCAACCAGUUUGUCACUAAGCAAAUGAUGCGCAAAUCGAAUAACAUUUUAUAUAUUCCACACAUCGCACAAAUCGAAAGUGUUUUCGGAGCUCUAGCAGUAGCAGCAGCAGUAAUACAUCAGGCCAGCAUGAGGCAGAAUCGUUCGAACGCUCAUUCCUUCCCAAGGUGAGAGAGAACAAAAAAAAAGUACUCGACUCGUACUCUCCUAACGUAUUCCAGUCGACGCGCAUCCGGGGCAAAAUUCCCCGAACGGCAAAAAAAAACCAUCUCGAAUAAACAAAUCUAGAGAAGAACCAAAUCCAGGAAGAGGAAAAGUCGCGCGCGAUCUAGGAUGCUGAUCCCGAAAAUCCUAAUCCCGAUCAUCCUGUCCGCCCGGAUCUCCUCACAACCGGUAACAGCCGGAUACAAUUACAAGGAAGCCCUGAAACUCUCCCUUCUAUUCUACGAGGCCCAAAGAUCGGGGAUUCUUCCAGAGAGCAACAGAAUUAGUUGGCGAAGCGAUUCCGCUCUAAACGAUCAAGGGAUUAAAGGGGAAGAUCUUACCGGCGGCUAUUACGAUGCCGCGGACUUUGUCAAGUUCGGAUUCACGAUAGCCUACUCGAUGACCAUUCUGGCCUGGGGACUUGUCUCCUACGAGGAGACUUACAGGAGGAUUGGACAGCACAACGCGACGGCGGAGGCCAUCAAAUGGGGAACGGAUUACAUUAUCAAGUGUCACACGGCUCCGUUCGAGUUCUACGCUCAGGUGGGAGACUUCCCCAGCGAUCACAAGUUCUGGGGGAGACCCGAAGAGUUGAACAUGACGAGACCGGCGCAUAAAAUUGAUAAGGAUCAACCGGGUUCCGAUGUCGCAGCUGAAGCUGCGGCCGCUUUGGCCUCUGCCAGCAUAGUCUUCCAGAAAAUCGAUCCUGACUACUCGCACGAACUCAUCAGACAUUCCACGGAACUCUUCGAUUUCGCCUAUGAAUACCGAGGAUUAUUCCUCGACACAUUCCCAGGAAGCAAACAUUACCACGAGAAUGACGACUAUUACGAUGAAUUAGCUUGGGCCGCAAUUUGGCUCUACAAAGCGACGAGAUUAUCCAAAUACGCGGAAAUAGCGAAGACACUCUACACCGAACACAAUUUGAACCAAAAACCGAAAACGUUCUUCUACAACUCGAAAUAUGCAGGAAUUCAGGUAUUGUUAUCGCAGGAAUUCAAGAAUCAGGAAUACGUUCAGGCCAUCAAAGAAUUCUGCGAUUUCGCGGUUGACGGUAUGGAUAAAACGCCGAAAGGUUUGAUUUAUAUCAAUAAAUUGGGAACGUUAGCACAUGCGGCCAGCAUCAGUUACGUUUGCUUGCAAGCUUCGAAUUUUGAUAAACCAGAGGAUAAGUACGUGAAUCUGGCGAAGGAUCAGGCGGCCUACAUCCUAGGUUCAACAGGUUUCAGUUAUUUAGUCGGUUACGGAGAUUCAUAUCCGAAGCAGCCGCAUCAUGCAGCUAGUUCGUGCAAGGAUUUACCCGCAGUUUGCAAUUGGGACGACUUCAGGUCAACGAAACCGAACCCGCAGAUCCUGUACGGCGCUCUGGUCAGCGGUCCGAGCCAAAUUGACCAUUACGAGGACGUCAGGGAGGAAUACUUGUACAACGAAGUGACUAUCGAUUACAAUGCCGGCCUGCACAGUUUGCUGGCAGGACUGAUGCAGCAUUUCAAUUCUUAAAAUUGAUUUGAAUCAAUAUGCUCUACCUUGCUUACAGCAGGAGAAACAUUUUUUGGCAAGCUGAAAACUCGGAACGAGUGUACGAACGAAACAAAAACGAAAUCUUAGGUUUACUUUGCUCAGAUUUAUGUAUAGAAAAGAAAAGAAAAAAAGAAGAAGUUUGCUCUUUCAGCGGCUGUGUUGUUUUUACUUAAUUUUUAUCUUGUUUAUUUUCCUCAUUUUUAUUUACGAUCAU
Messenger RNA from Nicrophorus vespilloides, 1941 nucleotides. Its product is annotated as endoglucanase E-4-like. Gene Ontology annotation, molecular function: hydrolase activity, hydrolyzing O-glycosyl compounds. The record is from RefSeq and is a predicted model, not a curated record. The transcript has 6 exons. Gene Ontology annotation, biological process: carbohydrate metabolic process. Lineage: Eukaryota; Metazoa; Arthropoda; Insecta; Coleoptera; Silphidae. Bases 336 to 1706 code for a protein of 456 amino acids.